AUGUCCUGGCUGGAGUUCCUCAAGGCCUCGCACUUUGCGCUGGGGCCCGACCCGCGGCUGCACGUGGACGCCAAGCAGUCCGCGUCGCACCGGGACUUUCCCGCCUACCGGAACGUUACCCGUGGGCUGCUGUGCCAGCCGCCGCCCCGCGCGUCCCUCUUCCAACAGGACGCGCGCUGGAACGGCCAGGAGCUCCUGUCGCAGACGCACUGCGCGUAUGCGCCCGCGUCACCGCUGCUGUCAAGGGAGCGGGAGCGGGAACUGGCACGGGAGCGCACGCUCGCCAUGCAGGCCAGCAACCUGCACGAGCACUCGGACUCCCGCGCCCGCACCGGCCUCUCCCCCGCGCGCGCCCACUGCGGCAGGCCGGCGCUUCCGGAGCGCGCCAGCGAGCAGAUCCGCGGCGCGCGCCUCAUCUUCGACCGCGACUCGGUGCCGUCCCGCGACCGAGCCAAGCUGCCCAUCCCGCCCAGCGCGCACCAGGAGUUCUUCUCGCUCCACAUUUGCCCGAAGCUCCGCGAGCCCUCCUGCCACUUCGGUGACCCUGCGACCUUAGUAUGGGAGCACAGGAGACAGGAUGACAGCACCUCCUACCAGAGACAGUUCCAGGCCCUUCCAGGCCCACUUGCCUUGACGUGUAAGAGGGCCUCCUCCAGCAUAGAACUGGGAGACUUCAAGAUUGGCUAUGGGCCCAUGUGUGCAGAGCAGAAACAAGCCUACAGGCCCCAGGUUCUGCCCCCAGACAGGUAUGACAAGGCCCAGGCCUCAGCCCACAUCCACGGUGUGAAUAUUCGACCUGGAGAUGGCCUCUUCCAUGACAGGACCACCAAGGGUGAACACUUCUAUACCCGGGAGCCAGGUGAGAGCCUGCUGCCUGCCCUGCCCCUCGCUCCCACAGCAGCCUCUCAGAGCUGCUCAGGACCUACUCUGCCACUGGCAGAGCCUUUUUUUCUUCACCACGACCAGACUCCGGAGUCGCACAUCCUGGAGGGAAAUGGGUGCCCUGGUCCGGGCAGCCUCACCACCUCCACGCACUUCUUCCACGGCCAGCCGCUGCCCGCGACCAAGCCACCCAGCCGCCACAUGCCUCAUGAGAAAUUGCAGAGUCACAUAACCCUAGGGGAGCCGUCGCUGCUCGGACAGUUCUUCCAGACCUCCAUGGGCACAGACUAUUUACCCCCUGGGAUGCAGAAGCCGCCGAAAGCGCUCAACCUCCACUUGCUGCAGAGCAACCUGCCCCAGGGCACAGGCGAAACAGAUUUUUUAACCAUGAACCAGAAGAUGCUGAAGCCACACAGAACAGCUCCAGCCUCCAUGACUGAGGAGAUGCUACAGUGGUGCAAGUAUAGCCACUUGGAGCCCCCGCUGGGUAGACAGCGCUUCUUCUCAACCCUAAACAAGGAUGAGUUUGCUUUCAAGUACCAGGGCCCAGGAGUGCUGAGAUGGGACGACCUCCAGGAGAGUCAUGUGCCCCUGAGCUCCCCUCGCCAGUGGGGCUGUGGGGCUGGGAAGGUGGACCCUCGGGCCCCCCAGACCCCUACCUACCCAUGCCGCAGCCAGCAAUAAACACCACUUUGGCAACAUCCCACCACUUUCCAUCAGUCAGCCGUGAAAGAGGAUAGGGUGCCUGUGGGGUUGGUGAGAGAACGUACGGGAGAGAAUGACUCCAUGGAGAAGCCCUGAAUUUCCGCAGACCCUGGGUGUCAUCCCACUCUGGGCAGGGAGGCCAUCUCAGUUUGUGCAAAAGCUUGGUGGUCUGACGCUUGUAAGGUGUUCAGGUGAUACCACAAGUUCUUUCUUUCUUUCUUUUAUUCUUUUU
Molecule: messenger RNA, 1819 nt
Organism: Delphinapterus leucas (beluga whale)
Lineage: Eukaryota; Metazoa; Chordata; Mammalia; Artiodactyla; Monodontidae
Source: RefSeq, a predicted model, not a curated record